AUGGCUGGCAAAGAUUGUAUUGCAAUCGCUUGCGAUCUGAGAUUGGGUAUGCAGUCAGUGGGAGUGUCGAGUAAUUUCGAAAAGAUUUUUGAAUAUGACAGUGUAUACUUGGGCCUUACCGGUCUAGCGACCGACGUGAUUACCUUGUCAGAGGAAUUCAGAAUGAAGCAUAACAUGUACAAGAUGAGAGAAGAGCGACGGAUGGAACCAGAUACUUUUGCUAAUUUGGUAUCUUCCUCUUUGUACGAAAAGAGAUUUGGUCCAUACUUUGUCGGCCCAAUUGUGGCGGGUCUUAAUUCAAAGACGGGAAAGCCAUUCAUAUGCGGCUUCGAUUUGAUUGGUGCCAUUGACUUUGCUAAAGAUUUCAUUGUUGCCGGUACUGCUACUGAUCAGCUGUAUGGAAUGUGCGAGUCUCUAUGGGAACCGGAUCUUGAACCUGAAGAUUUGUUCGAGACCAUUUCACAAGCAUUGCUCAAUGCGCAAGACCGUGAUGCUCUAAGUGGUUGGGGUGCUGUUGUAUACAUCAUUACAAAAGACAAGGUCGUCAAGCGACUAUUAAAGACUAGACAAGACUAG
This is a messenger RNA of Sugiyamaella lignohabitans, 576 nucleotides long. It is a transcript of the gene PUP3, whose product is annotated as proteasome core particle subunit beta 3. Gene Ontology annotation, biological process: proteasome-mediated ubiquitin-dependent protein catabolic process. The coding region runs from base 1 to 576 and encodes 191 amino acids. Gene Ontology annotation, cellular component: proteasome core complex; proteasome core complex, beta-subunit complex. The transcript has a single exon. NCBI's taxonomy places the organism in Eukaryota, Fungi, Ascomycota, Dipodascomycetes, Dipodascales, Trichomonascaceae. The record is from RefSeq and is a predicted model, not a curated record.